UAAAAGCAAAGCUAAGUUUAGCGCUAACAUUUGUCGCCUGCGUCAAACAUGCGUUCUUCCGGUCAAAGUGUUGUUUUGAAAGGUCACGAGUGUGCUUUGUAAACUCACCCUACAGCGUGUAGCAUUUAGAAACCGUCUGACGCAGUCUGCUCAGUGUAGGAGGGAAGUCUCGGAGAGAAGGCAUUCUGAAUCUGGAAGAAUUGUUUGCUAACAAACAGCUACUAGCUAACUUGCUGUUCUUUUGUAACUCACUGAGGGGGAUGGAGAAGGCUAAACAAGAUGCCUUUGAUAACGCCAGACUUCAGUUGAUCAACGAUGGCUAUGAGAGUGCUUUUGAGUGCAUCAACAAAGGACUAACAGCAGAUGAAGCUGGAGACAAGACACAGGCCCUGGAGUUCUACAAGCGGGGCCGACAGCACCUCAUCAGGGCCAUCAGUGUGCCUUCGACGGGAGACGAGUGUCAUGGUAGCUCCUGGGAAUCGGCCAGACAGAUGCAGCAUAAGAUGCAGGAGACGCUGAACAACAUCACCACCCGCCUCGCCAUCCUGGAGACCUGCUCUGAUGGUGAAGCUGCACCCGCACAGGAUGCAGAAGGUCUGUACCCAAAGCUCCACUUCAAAGAGAAGCCAGAGAGACCGACUCUACCAAUCCUGCUUGCUGGAGCUGUAGGAGGCGUAGCUGUGAACUGUCCACCCGUGGGUCCAGCUGAGCAGCCUCCAGCUUAUUCUCCUCAGGCAGCUCAAGGCCACAUAUCUGUCUCCUACGGGACAGAUUCAGGGGAAAUGUCACUGGUUAGGGAUGAGUUCUACAACCGUACAUCUCACUCAACGCCAUCUCCUCAGGGCAUGGACGAGGAUGGGCAGGAGUUACUGUACAUUCCUCAUGGCGUCCAGAUCUUCUACGUCACACCUGAGGGCCACGUAAGCGCCCCAUCAUAUCCGGGCUACCUUCGUCUGGUGAAGUUUACCAGCGAUCAGUCUGACAGGAUGCCUGAUCGACCACCAGCAUUUCUGCAGGUGUGCGACUGGCUCUACCCUCUCAUGGCCAUGGACUCGCCCGUGCUGCUGUGUAACACCGGCGUGUUCAUGUUUCCGGACAUGAUGGCGCCGGCUCUGGGCUGCUACGUGGGAGUGGUGCUGUCCUCUGAGCUUCCUGCUGCACAAAGAGCUCAGUUUCAGGACCUGUUGUCCCAGAUGACGGAUCUCAGGGUCCAGCCAACAGAUGAUGCAGAAGCCACAGACUCCAUUAAUCUCAGCAACAAGGUGUCCAUCGCAGCACCUGAGGAGGCGGCGCCUGCAGAGGCAGAGGAGGAAAAAGACCUACCGGAGUGGAGUGAAAAGGUGGCGAGUGGGAUCCUGACAGGUGCUUCCUGGUUAAGCUGGGGUCUGGUCAAAGGUGCCGAGUACACUGGCAAGGCCAUUCAGAUAGGAGCAUCUAAACUCAGAGAGCACAUCACCCCCGAAGACAAGCCCACCCUCGUUAGCCCCACGGUCACUAAAAGCCUCCACGUGGCCAAGCAGGCAACAGGCGGCGCCGUCAAAGUCAGCCAGUUCUUGGUGGAUGGGGUGUGUACCGUUGCUGGCUGUGUGGGGCGAGAGUUGGCUCCCCAUGUGAAAAAACACGGAAGCAAACUGAUUCCUGAGUCCAUGAGGAAAGACAAGGACGGACGUUCCAACGUAGAUGGAGCAAUGGUGGUGGCGGCCAGUGGUGUGCAAGGAUUUGCAGCCGUGUGGACGGGUUUGGAAGUAGCAGCUAAAGACAUCACUAAAAACGUUGCAGCAGAAACCGUCACCACCAUAAAGCACAAAUUUAGGGGCCUACAAAACGUCUUUGACACACCUAAUGAGGAGGGCUGUAAUUCUACCUAGCUACAGUCAGCUGUUAAACUGCUAAUUACACAUAUUUCACCCCUUUUAUUAUCUUUUUUUUUUUGUAAUUAGACACUAAUUACCUUUUUGGGAUGCUUUUUCACUGAUUUCAUAAAUAUUUCUAAUUCACAGUUGCCACGGUUACUGUCCUCUCUGACUGUAACAUUCACUCAUACCCUAUAUAUUGGUGUUGCAUGUCCUAAUAACUGCCACAUUGGUGCAUUUAAUGUCAUUAAAAUGACUUUUAAUUUGGUGGUUUUUGUGGGAUUUGAUUACCAGGACAUCAUCUUGAACUUCCAGAGCUUUGUAGGGAAAAUAAAGUGAAAUUUCAUCUACUUAUGUUUCCUUUAACACACUUUUUUUUUUUUUGCUUAACUAUUUAUUUCUGGAGAUCUGAUUUUCGGCAGCUGGGCUUGUCUGUAUGCGACGCAUGGGUGUAUUUCUAACACUGAAGUUGAGCAUGAUGUCUUUUCAGUCUUUACACUGCAUAUUAAUGAACCUUCUCACCUCUUACUCCGGCCUUUGACCUGAUCCGACUCUGGCGCUGACUCUGAAGGUACGGAGCAGCGGCAGGACAAGCUACCGACAACGCUGUUAACUCUGCCAUUAACGUUGGGAUCACUGCCGUCAAUAUCGACAACCUGGGGAUCAAAGCGGUGGUGAAAAGGACUGGAAAGCAAACGGCGCAGGCCAUCCUGGAAGAUUACCACCUUGAGGACAAACCACAACCCGAGAAGCAAGUGGAGAAAGUGAAGAAAUAGCUGCCUUCAUUUAACAAUGCCUUAAAACCUUAAUGAUCUCAGAGCUCUCUAUUUAAUAUUUAUAAAAUAUUAUAUUUACAGAGUAAAUAUGUAUACAACGGUUUGACAUAGCUUUGAAGCACCAAAUGUGGAAAAUGGAACACUGCCUAACCCAAACAGAAAGUGGCCCACAUAACAGACAAAUGCUGUCAUUAAUCUGAAGGUAGUUGGACCAAAACCUUUCCAAAAUAUAGGUGUGUAUGUGUGUGUUUUCAGGGUACAUGUUGAAAUAAUGAAGAAAUCUAAGGUUUGUUUCUCUAACUUUAAAUAAAAUUCCUUUCUAGCA
Messenger RNA from Nothobranchius furzeri (turquoise killifish), 2954 nucleotides. It is a transcript of the gene spartb, whose product is annotated as spartin b. Gene Ontology annotation, cellular component: plasma membrane. Gene Ontology annotation, biological process: cell division; negative regulation of BMP signaling pathway. Lineage: Eukaryota; Metazoa; Chordata; Actinopteri; Cyprinodontiformes; Nothobranchiidae. The record is from RefSeq and is a predicted model, not a curated record.